AUGCCUCCCACCCAUAUACGGCCAAGGAAGCGCCCGCUCUACAUCCUGACAUGCCUGUCAACAGUAUUCCUGCUGCUAGUCGGCUAUUCCUUCAAAAUGCGCCAGCAGGACGUCAAGGCAUGUCGUAUGUGCUACAUGUACCCAUCCUACGAAAGGCUCAAGGGGUUUGAUCUCGAACACACUCGCUUAGCGAGCAAAUAUGCGCUCUACAAGUACAGAGAUACAGAGUACGACCAGCCAGAAGAGCUUGGCGGUGUCCCUGUCCUCUUCAUACCUGGCAACGCAGGCAGCUAUCGUCAAAUCAGGCCCAUUGGUUCAGCAGCAGCCAUGCUGUAUGGUGAGAGACUCAAGCAAGGUGAAACACACGCCGGUAGUCGCUCGCUUGACUUCUUUUCUGUUGAUUUUAAUGAAGACUUUUCUGCCUUCCAUGGUCAAACCUUGCUGGACCAAGCAGAGUAUGUUAAUGCAGCUGCUGCAUACAUUCUGUCACUCUACACGGCAGCGAGAAAGAGCCCCUCAGAUACAUCUCAGCCAGAUCCCAUCAGCGUCAUCUUACUGGCGCACUCAAUGGGUGGUAUCGUGGCACGCACCAUGCAAGUCAUGCCAAAUUACAUGCCAAAAAGCAUCAACACCAUUGUUACCAUGGCUACGCCUCAUGCUAUUCCUCCAGCGCCAUUUGACCCACAGAUGCAUGCAAUUUACGACCAAAUCAACGCUCACUGGAAUGCGUCUUUUGCUCUACCCAUCGCUUCAAAUCCCCUCAAGGAUGUGUCCCUUGUCUCAAUUGUUGGCGGAGCCCUCGACUUGACAAUAUCGUCCGAUUAUGCGACAUUAAGAGAUAUCACUCCGGCAAGUCAUGGCUUCACGGUCUAUACCUCUUCCAUUCCCAUGGUCUGGACUGGCGCAGAUCAUCAAGCGAUCCUUUGGUGUGAUCAAUUCAGAUCCGCUAUUGCAGGCGCUCUACUCGAUAUCGUGGAUGUUGGCAAUGCAGAGCAGACGGUCGCGCUGCCGGAACGGAUGCGUCUUUUGCGACACAGACUCCUCAGCAGACUGGACAGGCACGAAGAAGUCAUCAAUACCGAGCCUGCUCGCCAGUCUGUUCGAUUCUCGGCAGAUGCACCGGGGCAGUCUCGUCCUGAUUCGGCAAUAGUCAGGACGUUCAAGAUUGAUCCUGAACAGCCAAUCAAAGCGCUAUUCCCAAUACAAGAUGCUGGCAUAUUUGAGCUUCUGACUGACACUGCAAUGUUGAGUGUGCUUCUAUGCCAAGGCGAUGCCUCACCCGAGCGUCCACACCCAGAAUUAUCUUGCGUUGUAAGCUCCGCCGACUGGUCAGUUCUACCGGGACGAGGUGACUUGGUUGAGGAGACUGAGGAAGUGACGGAUCGCCUCUACUACACGAGCUUCACUCCCUCUCAGUUGGCAAAUCGGCACAUUGUCAUCAAAUCCCACGGCGCAGGCACAUUUUUCCGCGCUGGCUUCGUACCGCUGUCGAGCUCUCGACAGACAGUUCAACUAGGCAUCGCUCGCAUUGCUCUUGAUGGACUGCGCGUCAAAUUUGACAGUAGCCAACUUGUAGCGCAGACCUUGCAUUUGCCAGAUCUGAGCAGCAGUCUGCUUGCCUACACAGUCAGCUACAAGACUUCCUGCGAUGCACACAAGGCUGUCGUCAGGCAAUCCAUGCUGGAUCCAAUCGAGGUCAAGUUUCGUCACGGCAAUGGUCCACACGAGAUCAGUUUGUACGGGCUCCCACCCUUUUUGAAGCCACAGUCUCAGCAUAGUUCUGGAUUGUCCCUUCAGUAUUUUGCUGAUCCUGAUUGCCUUGGAGUGACUGAAGUAAGUCUUCAUUUAGACUGGAUGGGGUCGCUCGGCAAACUCGCCAUGCGGUACCGUAUGGUCCUCGUCGUCUUCUCCACUGCCCUGGCCUUUGCCAUCUUCCGGCUACAACUCGCUGUGUAUGCUGAAUCAGCGGAAUUUAUCAGCUUUCAACAAGCCUCCAGACUAUUUGCGUGCUCGAGACUAUGGAAGCUCCUUGUUGUCACGAGCAUUGCUGCAUACGUCCAUGCCCAUGCAUUCACUGCAAGUAUUGUAACGACCGAGUCCUGGCACCGACUGCUACUUGGCACUCAAGACCCUUUCUUUGCGCCUCUUGUGCCCCUCUUCAUUCUCGUCAGCUUGGGUUUCCUCAACCUCCUGACAAUUGCAAUUACGGUCCUGGUUGACCUUGCAACGCUGCUAUACAAAAUUCCAGCAAAAUACUUAUUCAAGGAUGAUAAUACACCUCCUCCUGGCCGCAGUCCUCGACGCAGAUUAUGGACAGUCAUCAUUCUACUCGCUGUUGUUGCUACCAUGGUGCCCUACCAAUUUGCCUACCUUGUCGCGUGCCUAGCUCAAGCAGGCUCAACAGUCAGAACGCGUCAUGCAAGUCAGUUACAACGAAAGCCAGGGCAUGCCGUAAAAGCAGCGACCAAUGCCGAUGCCUACAACUUUUCAGUGCUGGUUCUGAUGGUGUCUGUGUUGCCUGUUAAUUUGCCUAUCCUUGCAGUCUGGGUACGCAAUUUGACGGUACGCUGGUUGACGCCUUUUUCAAGUCAUCACAACAUCCUCAUGAUUGCGCCUAUUGUGCUACUUGUUGAAGCAAUUGCCAGCAAUCAAAUGCUCCAGCCCAGCAGUAAACCGUGCGUCUUUCUGUGCAAAGUGAGGUUGCUAACAAACAGAUUCGAUCAAGUCACCGGAUGGCUAUGUGCUGGCGCUGUGGCGUACAUCCUUUUGUAUGGCGUCCUCUACCCUUACCUCAUCCACUACGUGCUCAACUGCACUGCACUCCUUUUGAUUGUGCACACACACCUAGUCAAGGUGGCGGCUGUGCCGGUUCAGAAGACGUCAGUGAAGCAAGAAACGAUUCCAACGACAUGA
Protomyces lactucae-debilis is the source of this 2913-nucleotide messenger RNA. RefSeq names its product PGAP1-like protein-domain-containing protein. The coding region runs from base 1 to 2913 and encodes 970 amino acids. Lineage: Eukaryota; Fungi; Ascomycota; Taphrinomycetes; Taphrinales; Protomycetaceae. The transcript has a single exon. Gene Ontology annotation, biological process: endoplasmic reticulum to Golgi vesicle-mediated transport; GPI anchor metabolic process. Gene Ontology annotation, cellular component: endoplasmic reticulum. Gene Ontology annotation, molecular function: phosphatidylinositol deacylase activity. The record is from RefSeq and is a predicted model, not a curated record.